Messenger RNA from Nicotiana tabacum (common tobacco), 1182 nucleotides. Lineage: Eukaryota; Viridiplantae; Streptophyta; Magnoliopsida; Solanales; Solanaceae. The record is from RefSeq and is a predicted model, not a curated record.
UCAGAAAUAUUCAUCGUUGAGGGUGAUUCAGCUGGUGGAAGUGCAAAACAAGGCCGUGAUCGGCGCUUUCAGGCUAUUCUUCCUUUAAGAGGCAAAAUUUUGAAUAUUGAAAGAAAGGAUGAAGCAGCUAUGUAUAAAAAUGAAGAGAUUCAAAAUCUUAUUCUUGGUUUAGGACUUGGAGUUAAGGGGGAGGAUUUUAAUAAGGAAGCUCUCCGUUAUCAUAAAAUCAUAAUUUUAACAGAUGCUGAUGUCGACGGUGCUCAUAUUCGAACGUUGUUGUUAACCUUUUUCUUCAGAUAUCAGAGAGCUCUUUUUGAGGAAGGUUGCAUAUAUGUUGGUGUUCCACCUCUUUACAAGGUUGAGAGGGGAAAACAAGUAUACUACUGCUAUGAUGAUGCAGAACUUAAAAAGGUCCAGCGUUCCUUCCCUUCAAAUGCAUCAUAUAACAUACAGAGGUUCAAAGGAUUGGGGGAGAUGAUGCCAGCCCAGCUAUGGGAAACAACAAUGAACCCGGAGACUAGGCUGUUAAAGCAAUUAGUGGUGGAGGACGCAGCUGAGGCAAAUGUUGUCUUCUCUUCACUUAUGGGAUCCAGGGUUGAUAUUAGGAAGCAACUUAUACAAAAUUCAGCGAGCAUGAUGAACCUCGAGCAACUGGAUAUAUGAAUGUGAUGGCAGGGCUUUGUGGCACUUGAUUUUCCAAUUCUCCCUGGAAAGCAGACAAGGAUUUUAAUUACCAGUACCUUGACAUGCAUCACAGGAUCUUGUCCUCCCUUGUUUAUUUUUUGCUUUCCAUAGUAUUCACUCUUGUCCAAUGGAAUUUAACUUAUUUAGUUAGCAAUGUAACAUAAUGGUUGAUGUAAGUAAUGAGCUCUAGGAAUUGUCCCUUAGUCAAUGAGGUGUUGCUGGUCAGACUGAUCUACUGAUGAGCGAUGAAAGUACUACUACUACUUUGUGCUCUGUCAUUCUCGAGGAAAUAUAGAAAGUUGUGGUGGUCACUUCAUCUUUUAUAUUAAAGACCACAUGAACAAAUGAAUGUCCUCUCUAAGGCUGUCAAAAUUGUAUGAAUUACCUUUAGGGGGUGUUUCACGAACUCCAAUUCUGAUGUUCUACUUUAACAUUGUUAAGGAGUAUGGGAUGUUUGACAACAUUACUUGGAAAGUGUAACUCUUAUAAUUUUGCUUA